Molecule: messenger RNA, 7445 nt
Organism: Xiphophorus maculatus (southern platyfish)
Lineage: Eukaryota; Metazoa; Chordata; Actinopteri; Cyprinodontiformes; Poeciliidae
Gene: col25a1
Product: collagen type XXV alpha 1 chain
Exons: 39
Coding region: 148-2223 (691 amino acids)
Source: RefSeq, a predicted model, not a curated record
GCAGCAGGAGCGGCAGCAGCGUGCCAUCCCUUUCGUGACUCCGCACCAGAUGCGGUUUACUCCCGGCGGCGCGCAGUUGAAUGCGGGGGAUCGAGAAAACAAGAGGAGCGUUUAGUGUGUGGAAAGACAUUUAAAGAGAGUGGCGAAAUGGAGAAAGAAGUGAAGCGACACUAUCGCACGACAGCGCUGAACAUCAUCUCGUCUUUAUGUUCAGUGGCGUCCAUCGCGUUCUGCGUCCAUCUGAGCAUCAGCGCGGCAGACAUCACGAGCCGAGUUGUGGGUUUGGAGAGCGGGACGUCGGAGCGCACCUUCAUCCAGGUCCGCGGAUACUCCAUGGAGGAUUUCAAUUCUCUGGUGCAGCAGAGAGUGGAUGAGUUGCUUUCUCAGCGCUCUUAUGAGAAUUUCGCCAAGAUCAGGACGGCAAGACAAGCCUCAGCUGACUGUAACUGCCCCCCAGGACCUCCUGGAAAGAGAGGAAGGAGAGGCCGUGACGGAGAACCUGGACCUCCUGGUCCUCCAGGUCCACAGGGAGAAAAGGGAGAUCAAGGUGACCAGGGACCACGGGGAUUGCCUGGUCUCCCUACGCUGGCUGCUUUGCACAGCAAUCAGAUCCUGACUGUCAAGAUGGUCUUCCCAAAGAUCAAUCAUGGCUUUCUUUCCGCUGACCAGCAGCUCAUAAAGCGUCGGCUGAUUAAGGGAGAUCAAGGCCAGGCAGGACCACCCGGGCCUCCAGGCCCACCUGGCCCUCCAGGACCAAGGGGCCCUCCAGGGGACACUGGAAAGGAUGGACCCAGAGGUUUGCCAGGUCUACCAGGUGAUCCAGGCCAGCCAGGAGAAAUUGGACUCAUGGGACUUGAGGGGCCUCAGGGGCCAAAGGGUUCACUGGGGUCUCCGGGUAUCCCUGGAACAGAUGGACUGAAGGGAGAUGUUGGCAUCCCAGGACAGGACGGAAUCCCAGGGGCCAAGGGUGAAAAGGGAGAACAGGGUGAAAAGGGCGAUAUGGGUGAAGACGGACCGAAAGGUGACAUGGGCGAGAAGGGUGAUGCAGGCUCCUCUGCAGCAGGCAUCAAGGGCGAACCAGGAGAACCUGGACGGAGUGGACAGAAGGGAGAGCCAGGACUUCCAGGGCUGCCUGGACUCCCAGGGAUAAAGGGUGAGCCAGGAUUCCUCGGCCCCCAGGGAGAACCAGGACUUCCAGGACUCCCAGGAACUAAAGGUGAGAAGGGUGACCACGGACCAGCAGGAAAAGGUGAUCGAGGAGAAAUCGGACCUGCUGGGCCAAAGGGUUCACAAGGAGAAUCUGGUAUGCCUGGACCUAAAGGGUCAAAGGGGGAUAUUGGAGAUAAAGGAGAUUUGGGAUCUAUUGGCCCAAGAGGUCCUCCCGGGCAGAAAGGAGACAGAGGAGCCACUGAAAUCAUUGACUACAAUGGAAACAUCGAAGAAGCUCUGCAGAGGAUUACCACUAUUACAGUCACGGGUCCUCCUGGGCCACCUGGACCAAUAGGACCACCAGGCUUUAAGGGAGAUCGCGGUCUGCCUGGUCUUCCUGGACUCGAUGGGGAGAGAGGUUAUAAAGGUUCCAAGGGAGACAUGGGAAUGCCCGGAGCGUCAGGGGAGAAAGGAAGCACUGGUUUAACUGGCUUACCUGGCGUUAACGGAGCAAAAGGAGACAAAGGAGAUCCAGGACUUCCAGGUCCACAAGGUCCAUCUAUAACUGGCCCUCCAGGGCCACCAGGACCUCACGGGCCCUCGGGACCCAUGGGACCCCAUGGCUUCCCGGGGCCUAAGGGAGAACCUGGUUUGCACGGACUAAAGGGCAUGAGAGGGGAACCGGGACACAAAGGAGAUCGUGGACAUAUGGGUCUCCCUGGAGCCUCCGGCUUGGACGGCAAGCCCGGAAUUAGGGGCACAGACGGGCCUCCGGGUCCAGCUGGACCGGCCGGGCCGAAGGGUGACAUUGGUGAGAAAGGUGCAUCAGGUGAGCCGGGACCUCGAGGACCUUAUGGACUACCUGGAGCCGCCGGAACGCCAGGUUUGGAUGGUUUACCUGGAUUAAAAGGAGAUAAAGGCGACGAUGGGGGGAGAGGAGAAAAGGGGGAGAAGGGAAAGAAGGGCAAAAAAGGGCCUAAGGGCGAGAAAGGAGAACAGGGUGCCCCAGGAUUAGAUGCACCCUGCCCAUUGGGUCCGGAUGGAUUACCAAUGCCUGGUUGCUGGCAGAAGUGAUCACUCUAACCUGAAACGCAUGGAGUUUGUAAAUAAUGCUUCUUUUAUGGUAUUUAUAGUUUUUUAAUGGAAAAAAAAAGGAGUCAAAAAGAAAUAAGUCUAUGUGUGCAACAAUACAAAAGAAAAAAAAAGAUAACCGUCUGUAAGCUGCUUCUACUCACAUCGCUGUGUGGAAACAAAAACACGUGUGUGCGUCCCGCUGUCUCACAUCUGCUUCAUGAUGGAGUUCAGAUCCUCGGCUGCCGGCAGAACUCGUGUCUUUAGGUUUUUGCAUGGCUCGGACUGGAGCGUGGCAGCCCCGCCAGAUCCUAAGGGUUGGAAGGAGUGAGACGAGAAGAAGUGGAGUUGGGAAGUGGAGGAAAUGGGAUCUGGAUUGGCUUCUUAACACAAAACGCUAAGUGUCGUGUGCUGUUUUGUCUCCAUGAGCUCACCAACUAUUCAUGCGGCACCAUUUGCUCAAAGACUAAAAAAACAUUCGAAAAGGGAAAAAAAGACUGCACUGAGCUGACUGAACAUUGCUUUUCCCCCUCAAGCCCCCAUCCCUUGAAAAAGCAUGAGUAGUGUACUAUAUUUAAAUGUAAUGUACAUACAUGUCACUGUUAUGUGAUUGUUUCAUAAUUUGUGUGGGAAAAAAAAAUCUGAAAAAUCAAAAGGCCCAAAGCUCUGAAAUGGUAACUUUUUCUUCCCUUUUAAUCUUCUUAAGGGAGUCACACCGUGGCUUGUAGCCUGAGUGCCCUCCUUCCCCUUCUGAGAGUAAAGGUGUCAGUACAUUUUUUUUUUUUGCUUUAUUUGUGGCGAGGCCUGCCGAGCGAACAGUCUCGUAAGGCUUUUGCUGUUGCACUCAAGGGGCUCGACAUCGUCAGUGCGGCGCUUCCUCAGGGUCGCGUAUCUCUGGACAAGAGUCUUGGCAAGAGUCUCUGCACUGGCAAGAAAACCAAUCAGUGUCACGCAGUUUGGAUUGGAGCCUGGACAGGCGUGCUUGGUGAGCACGGGAAUGGAAAUGGAUUCUGCAGGAGAGUCGCUCAUCGUUCACCCUGUGAGAUGAAACGGGAGACGCUUCGAGAUCUUCUGAGAACGUUGAUAGAAUGCAGUUGUGAUGUUUUUCUUUAUUCAUUUUUUAUUAUUUUAUUUGAGUUUUUUUUACACAUCAUUUGUAUUUUCUGUAAUAUAGCCUUUGGUGCCUCAAGCUUUUAUUCAUUCCUUUAUCAAAAAAGUUUAUACUUUAUUUUAAACCAUUUGGUUGGUGUUUAUUUCAAAAUGAAGGAGACAUUUUGUUUGGGAAGGACUGAAAAGACGUUGCGCACUGUUUUUGUUUUGAUAUGUUUUGUCUUCACCGAGAAUAACUCCGUCUGGUUAUCAGUAAGUUGGCAUUGAUUUCAACCAUAUGUCCACUAAAGCUGCUUAGUGUUUGCAUAAAACAUUGUGGCAGUGAAUGGAAGUAGCUGAAAGUGUUACUUUUAGCAACUUCCCUGGAAUAACUCACAAACGUUGUUCCAGGGACAUCUCCUCUCACACAACUCAAAUUCUCCGAGUUUAUAAGUUACUCUUGGUAUUGAAAACUCGCUUGCAAAUAUGCUGAAGUUGUGAGAGAUCUCGUGUACAGUGUGGUCAAGUUUUCUGCAUGAACACCGUUUAGAAAAUGUAGAUUUAAAAAGAAAACUGUAAUUUUUGAUGGAGUGUAUCCAAAGGCUAUUUAAAUCCAUUUAAGGUCUAAAGUAGAAAAGGUUAUUGUCAACAUAAUAGUCUAUAGCAAACUUCUUUACACCUAUAAAUCUUCUAUAUUGUCUUACAUACUGUAUGUGGUGACAAUAUAUAUAUUGAAGUACAGGACAUUAAUCAUCUUCCACGAACACCAGUCUGGCCAGUUAUGUCACAUUCCUCACCACAUGGAGCAAACAUUGUCAGAAUUUAGGAUUUAUAUUUAUUUUAUCACACAAGUCCAUUUACCUUUUCAUAUUUGCAGCAUUAAAAUGACUUAUUUUGACAAUGUAGGUGCUAUGCAAGGCAAUAGUUUUUGUCUUCUUCAUGUAUAGUGCAUUUCACAAGUAUUAAAAGCCCUUCUCGUAUUAUUACAUUUUGAGUUGUAACAACUAAAAUCUUUAAUAAAUUUCAUUGGGGUUUGUUGUAAUUGAUCAGAGCGAAGUAGUGCAUAAUUGUGAAGUAGAAGGUAAAUGGUUUUCAUUGGGGGGUUGUGGAAAAAAAAGGAGAUAAAAGUUUGAAAAGUGUGGUUUGCACAUGUAUUUGGGAUCCUAAUUGAAUUUUUUGUUGAGCAACCCUUCUUCUAACAUAGUGACAUCUAGAAUAGAGCUGCACAAUAUGAAAAAAAUCGAGCAUAUCAUUUGUGUGUAGUGUGAACAUCCGCUCUUGUCCAACUAGCUAAAUAGUUGGCAAGUAAAACACAACUUCGUAACUUCCUUUGGAACAUAUUAGCCAACAAUUAUUGCACUCUAGACGGUCAUUUCCAAUAUGAGUAUUACACACACUGAUCUGGUGAUGACAAUAUGUUUGUGAUUUAUUGUGCAGCCUUAAGCGAUACCCUGAUUGCUCUUUUCAGAAUAGCAUAGAGAUUAAAUUAACAGAUUACGUAUCGUAGCAAAACUAGCUAAAUACAUUUUAUACAGCACAUUUCAAAGUAUAGAUUUGGAAAAAGCAAAUGUAGAAUACUAUGUGGCAUGUAUCCACUCAAAAGUUAGGCACUGCUUUGUGUUGAUUUAUCACAAAAUAUGUUUCAUCCCAAAAAUAUUGACGUUUGUAAUUGUAACAUGACAAGAUGUGAAAGAGUCCCAGGGGUGUAUAAACAUUUGCAAGGCACUGUACAGUCAGAUCUUAACCAUUUACUGUAGGAGCAGAUGUGGUAACAGCAGGUCGAUCUGUGAGAAUGUUUCUGUUUAACUGUUCAUCUCAUCAUGACAAAGAGUGGAUGCACAUCUGUACAAACCAUUUCUUUUCAAUCAUACCAGCAGCUACAGCUAAAAAAAAGAAAAAAAGAAGCAGAUUUCUUUACAGCUGUUGGGGGUUUAUGUUUGUCUAAAAUAGGAGGGUUUUUUAACAUUUAUUUGUGUAUUUGUUUCAGUAUUCUAAGUGGCGCAUUAUUUAUUUUUCUACAGUUUUCUUUUUGUAAAUGAAGGCAUUUUGUUGGGUUCUGAGCAGCAUUCCUUUUUAGUUUCUGAUGCCAGUUUUUGUGUUGAUAUGACGGAACUUUAAGCUCAUAAUGAGGCAUCAUAAAACAAAUCUGCAAAUGUAACAUUGGUAGAAAUUGAGAGGGCAUUUGCAUGUUAUUGUAAUGUGUACUUAAUGUGCAUUUACGUCAAUUUAUAGGCCUUACAUCACACGAGUACAUCUGCUUUGUCACUCUUUGUGUGUCAACUAUGACGACACACCAAUUAUAAAUUCAUGACGGCCUUGUCUCACGCUUUUUUUUUUUUCUUUCUUUGUCUCUUUACAUUGAAUGUAGUUUGAUAUAUAUGUAUAGUGGAAUAUUAAUGUACUGUUGAGAUGUGCUCAUUUGAUAUAAAGUGCAAUUUAUACUUUGGUUCAUGCGUGUAGCAUCAAAUGCUGCUUAACUAUCACACUACAGUGGUUUUCUUUAGCUUCAUUUGUUCAACCCUGUAUACCACUACCUGGAGACAUGGAGGGAUAUGUAAACACAGACUUUUAAUUAAAUCUUAAUUUACAGGAUUUUUGUUUCAAUCUCUUUUUUCAAUCGAUAUUUGUGUCAACAUUUAAUAGUUUGUUAGUUAGUUUGGUAAUUAUUUUUUUGUUUUGUUUUGAUUACCAGCCUUUGUUUUAGUACAGCUUUUGUUCUCAUAAGGUGCUGUAACUUUAGAAUGUGCAGCUGUUUUUUUUAUUUUUAUUUUAUUAAACAUGGUUUGCUUGAGUUUGGUGUUAAAGUUUCACAUUUAGUUUACUAAGCUAGACAUAAGUGCCAAAAUAUAUUAACUAUUGACUUCCUAUUGAGCUGCACAAUUGGUACUAAUAGGAUGCUUUGAAUCUAUAAUGCUGUGCUGCACAAAAGCCUCUUGCUUAAGGUUCCUCUGAGGCAGACUUUUUCAAUUCUGGUCCCCAGGUACACUAUUCUGCAUGUUUUAGAUGUUUCCUUGCUUUAAUAAAAAUAAUAGACAAUGGGAGUUCUUAAAAAAAAAAACUGUUAAUCAGCCAUCAAUUGAAAUCAUGUGCGUCAAAGCAAGGAAACGUCUGAAACGUGCAGGGCAGUGUACCUUGAUAGCCAGUGUUGGAGAAGCACUGUACUAAAAAUUAGGACAGUGUUUCUAACUCUGAAUGGCAUGUGAACUGAUCAAAAAUUUGUCCUUUUGAUACUUUUUUUUUGUUUUAUUACCAAAAAACCUUUUUUCUUUUCUUUUCUAGUUUGGAGCAGAUUUAUUUCCUAAGUUUUCCAAGGUGUCUUUUUUCUUAGUUUGGCCCCUAGAAACAGUCAAGAAGAUAAAUAAGUGACGUUGGGUAUAUUUACCACAUUUGGACUUUGUUAAAUUUACUUUAUCUUGGUUGUGGAGGAAAACUUUCAGCUGGAUGGUUGUCAUUCACACUACAGCGCCUCUUGUGGCAAAAAGAAUUAUAACAUGCAGAAAAGUUGAUGUGAAUAAAAUCCCACAUUCACUGAAAAGACUUAUUUUUGUUUUCUAAAACUAAAUUAAAAUAAAUAAUUUAUAAAGUUUUAAACACAAUAAGAAAAUCAGAAGUGAUCACAUUUGAUAUUCCUUAAAUCUGUUUGCAUGUGGCUUUUAAGGGCAACUGAAAGAUGAACUAAAAUAGUUAAAACAUUUUGUCUGCCAGUAUGUCUUUGGUAUAUUGAAAAAAAAAAUACUGAUUAGACUAGAGGACACAGGGAAGUGCAAACAUUAUUUUCCACUGAUCCAAACUUUCCAAGUGAAAAAGCAGACACAAGACAAAAGAGUUGCAUCAACAAUGUUGUUGCUGCUGCAUUAAUGUUUAAGCACAGGGAUUUUCUUGGAUCAACAAAAAUUCUUAAGCCAAAUUGAAAGAGCAAAUUUGUCAUGUAUCUUAAUUCUGGUUUUGUUUGCGUAACUCAAACAAAAUGUUUGAGUUAUUGGACAUGUUUUUUAUGAUAUGUUUUUCUUUCAGCCUUGUUUCUUUUAUUGAUGCAAUACCAACUUUAUCUACAUUUCUUGAUCUCACAUUCUGUAUUUUAAGCUGAUAUUUCAUGUGACUGUGCUGUUGGAGGAAAAUAAACCGUCUUUUAAGUA